GAGAGGGGUGAAGGCGUUAGUCGUGUUUUCCUCUCUCCACCCAUCGCAAGAGGGAGGGAAUUAGAGGUCAAAUUGGGGAAAAAGAGGGGGAGUCUAUAAUGAAACCAGAGAAAGGAUACAAGUGUGGACACUCACAGAGAUUAGCAGGAAACCAACACGAGACAGAAAGGAAGCCGACGGUUCCAUUCAGGCUUUUUUUUCUAACAGUCGACCAGAAAAUCCAUUUUUUUCAUCCUUCACUUAUUUCCCCCUUUUAGUGAACAACAAAAGCAUCUCAAGCCGUUUUUUUGUUCCUCUCUGGAAAAGACGCAGAACAGAAGAGCGGCAGCGAUGGCGGCCUCUCUCCUCCAGGCCUACAGGAGGCGCUGGUGGAUGGCGGUGACGGCGGUGUUUGAAAACCUGCUGUGUUCGGCUGUGCUGCUGGGAUGGGGGUCCCUGCUCAUCAUGCUGAAAAGGGAAGGCUUCUACUCCCACCUGUGCUCAGAGAAUGAGUCCGUGGUCGUGUCUUUGAACUCCUCUAGCGGGGAGGUGGAGGAGUGGCUCAGCUGCGUGGAUCAGGAGGAAAUGCUGAAUCUGGGCUUCACCAUUGGGUCUUUCUUGCUGAGCGCCACCACCCUGCCACUCGGCAUCCUGAUGGACAGGUUUGGGCCGCGCCCAAUCCGCCUGGUGGGCAGUCUGUGUUUCAGUCUGUCCUGUGUUGUCAUGGCCUUAUCUGCCUUCAACCCUCGUGCUCUGUCGGAACUUAUUUUUUUGGCUGUCUCCCUGAAUGGCUUUGGAGGCAUCUGCCUGACCUUCACCUCCCUCACGCUCCCCAACAUGUUUGGUGCUCGGAGCUCCACCAUCAUGUCUCUGAUGAUUGGCUCCUACGCCUCCUCUGCUGUCACCUUCCCUGGAGUCAAGCUGAUCUACGAAGCGGGCGUGUCCUUCCGGGUGAUCAUGUGGAUGUGGGCGGGUCUGGCCGGGCUCGUCUUUCUCAACUGCUUCAUCAACUGGCCCACGGCAGGCUUCCCCACGCCGGACGAGGUGGACUACAGUAAAAUCGAGACACUGCAAGAGCCACCUUCAUCUGACACGAAGGCUGCCGGGGAGCAGCUGAGCCCGAAAAAUGGAGACGUCCGACACUCGACGGAGAAACUUCCUAAUGGAUCCGACGCCGUGCCCAACGCCACUCCCUUCCGGCGGUCUGUGUUCUCUCCCAUCUUCCUGUGGAGCCUGAUCACAAUGGGGAUGACCCAGUUGAGGAUCAUCUUCUACAUGGGGGCGAUGAACAAGAUGCUGGAGUUUUUGGUCACCCACGGGGAAGAGCAUCCAUCCGAGCAGAUGGUGAUUGAAGCAGAAGAGAAAGUGAGUUUCUACUCGUCCAUAUUUGGCACGCUGCAGCUGCUGUGCCUGGCCACGUGUCCUCUGAUUGGAUACAUCAUGGACUGGAGGAUGAAGGAUUGCGAGGAGGAGAAGCCCUCCCACACAGGCACAGAGCAGAGGCAAACCGUUGUACCCAAAAGAGACCGUAAGAUCCAGAAAGUGACCAACGCCAUGAGGGCCUUCACUUUCACCAACAUCCUGCUGCUCACGUUCGGAUGCUGCUGCCUCAUCGACAGCCUGCCGCUACAGAUCUUGACCUUCAUCCUCCACACUAUGGUCCGAGGCUUCAUCCACUCGUGCUGCGGAGGCCUCUACGCUGCUGUUUACCCGUCAAACCACUUUGGCACCCUGACGGGCCUGCAGUCCAUGGUCAGCGCCGUGCUCGCUCUGCUGCAGCAGCCGCUCUUCGUCGUCAUGGUCUCAUCGCUGAACGGAGACCCCUACUGGAUCAACCUGGGCCUGAUCCUCUUCUCAUUGGGUGGUUUCCUGUUGCCGGGUUACCUGUUCUACCACCGCAGGCAGCUGCUGAGGGAGAAGGAGGCCAGAGACAAGCGGGCGGCCGAACAGGAGAUGCUGACCCUCAACAACGGGUCGACCAACGGCACAAUCAACGGCUACAAACCUCACAGCAACGGCGUCACUCCCGUGGAGGCGUGAGGCGACUCACAGUCGGCGGUUGGGGGGAAAUCGAAGGAUUUUUAGUUGUCUUGAAAAUGAGCACCAGCAAACUGCGCAUCCAGAGAUGAAUAUUUGCUGCGAUUUUUGCAGUGGUUUCAGUUUUUUCCGUUAUUGCUGGUGCACAUUUGCCAGCAAAUAGGAUUCCUUGUGUUGUUAUGACUCAGAGUUGGACUUUUAAGUUCCUUGUGAUUUCCGUCAUCAUUUGUUUAUUUAUUUUUGGUUAGUGUCAAAGAGCCGAAUUAGUGUGAUUUAAAGCCAUAGAUUUCACUCACAAGCACAGACCGCCUGAGUGUUGAACUGUGGAUAUCAGACUACUGGAAAUGCUGUCAGACAGUAUUCACAGAUUUCUAAAACAAUCAUCACUGUCUUCGCUAAGACCAAAGACCAGGUGAAAUAGAGGAAAGUUACAGUUUUUACCUCCAAUGCGACUGUUUCUGUUGUAAUUGGACAAAGCUAAAAAUGUAUAAAACAAGUAUAGAACAAUCACAGAAAUGUUAUAGCACCUGAACACCAGACUUCUGGUAUGUACAAAGUCCAUUCUUUCACACAAAGUUAGGCUGGUUAGACACCAUAUCUACCUCCUGUCUCUUUUUCCGUAUUGUCUCUCUGGAGCAUACGUUGGUCCAUCAAAGUCAUUUUUUACACUGUUAAUCCUUUAAUUAUCAAAUAGCUCAUGUGUUUGAGUAUUAAUGCUCUUUGGAAGUAUCAGCCCGAGCAUUUAUGGAUUGUUUUAUAUGGAGGAGAAACAUUUUUUGAUGGACAAUUCACAAAUGAGACUGACAAACACACAGUGUGUGAUAAUGUUGUGAAUCACUUUGUACUGCUUUAUGCACAUCAAUGAACUAGUGUGUGUAUAAAAUGUGUAUUUAAGUGUAUUUUUAUACUCUGCAGUAGCAUUAAAAAGGGAAGCUUUUGUUUCAAUGUCCGUUAUUGUGAGUGAACGUCAGAAAUGAAGCUCAGAUGAUUAACUUUGUAUUCUGCAUUUGGCCUUUUUGCUUUCCUAGUCAUGUUUUGAUUUUAGAGCAAAUACACCUCCAUCCAAUUUCAUUUUUUUGUAAAUAGAACUAGUCUGUUUUUAAGUGUUUUCUGCUUAGAUGCUUGAAGUUAUAUUAACGCUUUUCAGAAGGCUGCCGUUCAAAAUGUGUCCUCCCUGUAUGUUCGAUUUGCUCCCAGCAACAGUAUCUUGUAGAUUUGAAUCCAUCUCAUUUUUUUUAAACCUAAUUAUUUCAGUGUGAAGAUAGAUUUAGUAGUUUUUUUUAGCUUUACUUUAAAUAUGUUUUCAGCUUCAAGAAUCUUAGCUUUCUCCCCAAAUGAGAGAUUGUGUUGUGAUUGAUUGUGUUUUGUUUCAACUCUUUGCUGCGAUCUUGGUGUUAAUGCUCUCUCUUUAUAUAUAUAUAUAUAUAUAUUAUAUAUAUAUAUAUGGAUGAAAAUCCAAGUCAUGCUAUAAACUAGUUGAUACUAUAGCACCUUCCUGCAGGACAACUACGGUAAAUGCAUUUGUCUGAUUGCUUUUGACAUUGCUCGGCAUAUGUCAAUAUAUUACUCUAUUAGUAUUUUGUAUGUAUAGUACAGCAAUUCAGGAAAAAAAAUGUGACCUCUUGUAUCUCGGCAAUUUGACCAAAAGGUUCCUUGUUGUGACACCUGUGGUUUCCUUUUGGCUUUUAUAUUGGAAAUCAAAGCCUGUUUAAUAAUGAACUUUAAUCAAUUCUGCCGACAUUCUAUACAACAAAAAAUAAACACCCUUUGCUGUGUCCGUAUCUGAAGCGCAUCCAAUCCAGUGGUUUAUCUAAUUGUGUUGCUUUACUCUUGGGGUCGAAGUGUUGGUAUGAGUCGCUCACUAUAUCCAGCAUGUGCAUCUUAUAAAUGACUGGCUGUUGACAUUUUUUACUUGUGUUCUAUUUUUGCCACCAAUGCAAAAAUAUUUUUAUCACAAUAAACAA
This is a messenger RNA of Pungitius pungitius (ninespine stickleback), 3980 nucleotides long. RefSeq names its product solute carrier family 43 member 1a (gene slc43a1a). The record is from RefSeq and is a predicted model, not a curated record. The transcript is spliced from 15 exons. NCBI's taxonomy places the organism in Eukaryota, Metazoa, Chordata, Actinopteri, Perciformes, Gasterosteidae. Gene Ontology annotation, biological process: transmembrane transport; neutral amino acid transport. The coding region runs from base 331 to 2019 and encodes 562 amino acids. Gene Ontology annotation, molecular function: neutral L-amino acid transmembrane transporter activity; L-amino acid transmembrane transporter activity.